GUGACAGGAAGUUUGCUCAUGACAAAGAAACGCUGUGAGCUGGCGGUGUAUCCCCGCCUUUGCUAUAUUUGGCGACGUCUGUAUCAUUAUUAAGGCACGUACACUGCCAUGGGAAAGUUCAAAGAGAAUUCACUCUAAAGACAAAGUGACUAUGAAGUGACUCUUUCACUUGAAGGAAUUACGCUUGGGCUACUCAAAGUUUCGAUGUUUUCAUUUUUACAAACAUUCUGGGAACAUACUUGAGUAUGAGUCAUACACCCACACAUGACACUGAAAGUUCACAGAUCCAUUUCACGUCAUAUUAAACCACAAGGGAGCCUCCAGGAAACUUGUGGUGUCUGCAAAGUCUAGCAGUCUCACAGUGACGAAUCAAACUGUGUUUUCUAAGAAAAACUGCAGUUUUGAACACUCAUCCAAGCACUUUCAGACCACCCAGUUGUGAAAAAUUCACAGAAAAGAACAUGUCACAAAGGAAAAGUGCUGUUCUUUUGUCCAUUUGGAUUUGGAUUUGGCUUUGGAAUCAAAGUUUCAGCACAGCAACUUUCAAUGUUACGAGGACAGACAGAGACUACUUCUCCGUGCAGACAGUAGAUGGGGAGCGAUGCCCAGCUGGGGUGGAUGAUUUCUGCUUAUCGAGGGAUGCGCGGGGAGCCCACGUGUUUACGGACGUUGACGGGAACAGGUCGUGUGCGUGUAUGUGUAAGAACAGAGACACCUACAUGUCAGAUGUCAGGAGAUGUUCCCGCGCUGUAGAAGAGUGUAAACUCCAGUUUGAAGUUGGGGAUGGAGAACAGAUCUACAUCAUGCAGGACCCACCAGAGGGUCGUCAGCAGCACAACUACGUCCUGGACUGGGACGAGGUGGACUGGACUAACGAUGGCUAUGGUCCAGGCAGGGACUGGACAUGCUCCGUGUCCUCUCAGAGGUUUCUGGAAGACGGGAGGUGGAGGCCCUUCUCAUGUCUUGGAGAAGGAGUUGAGGAUGAUUUUGUUAAAGUUAACAGACCUAGACCUGGAAGGGCAUGGUUUCUUGUGUUCCAGUUUGGACCGUACCAUUCACAAUUUGGGGGCCUGCUCAUAAAGGUGGAAAUCAACUGCCAUAACCCAGACCGGGGCAAAGGGCGGGAAGGUGAGGAAACAGACGACCAGGAGCCAGACACGACUUGUAUCGUGUUUAAAACCAGAGGAACGCGUCUCCAUAUACCAGGUACCCCCUGUGAAACAGAUGUUGAACCGACCCACCCCCCAACACCGCCCCCGACCCACACUACUGUAACCCGAGAAGGCCCUCAGCCAACCGAGAAGGGUUCACCUGUGUUUACUCCAACUUUUCUGUACACAACCAGGACACAGCAAUCUCUGUCAACAGAAACGGUCACAUUGUCAAACACCACAGGAAUGAUGAUGGCAUCAGAUGACACAGGUAACAACUCUGGGCUGAUUGCUGGUACAGUGAUAGGAGUUCUACUGGCUGCUGUGUUGUCACUUGGAGUUGUGAUCUUGGUUUACCGUCGGAAGAAACGGAAAAGAUUUUCCAAACUGGAUACAAGACAGAGCCACAACAGGAUCAACACCAGUCGUGUGGAGAACCCGAGCUACGAGGACGCCAUAUUUCAGAACGGGCGGACCAGCGUGCUGUCCGAGGGACUCCUGCACAGCGUGGAACACAAUGACGAUGAUCACAGUGAGGAGGGCAAUGUGGAAAAUGAGAUUUAUGAAGGGGUACGUAACGGAUUGCCUGACAACCCCUAUGAUGAACCCCUGGAUAAUGCCGAUGACUCCCAGAGGGUUGAACAGGGUCGGCCACUCAACAUCUCAGGUCCACAGAUCUCACGAUUCAGCAUUCCGAGAGAGGACGUGUACAUUCCUAUUGGAGGACAUCUCAAUACCGUUUCUUCACAUGUGCCUACACAUAUCGAUUUGCCUGUAACAGCGAAUAGAAACACAUCGAACAGCAAUGGUUAUCAGAGCUUGAACAGGCCAUUGGUUGAGACUGACCAGCCGCCAAGCUCGCCUGUUUACGCCACGCCAGAUGUUGGUCACGUGUACACGUCUCUGAGCCCCCCGUUACAUAACCAUGGUUACACUGAACCAACAGUCCCUCCGUACCUGCUACCAGACAUUACGCGUAACCCGCCAUCACAGAACCAUGGUUACGAUGAACCAAACAUCGUUUCUCCAUACGCGCUUCCUGAUAUUUCCACCCCCAACCAGGGAUCAGACUACCAGACCCCCAAACCACAGAACCAUUAUGAAAGUCUUGAAGAUCAGGAUGGAUCCAGUUUGAAAGGCAACUCUGAAACCUCCUUUGAUCAUCCCUACACAGUGUUGCAAGGACCUGACUCCCCAACCACUGCUGCUCCAAAUGUGGGGCUAACUUUCUCCCAAACAGAUGUAGCAUCACACUCGAGUUAGUGAUUGGGUUCUGGCUGGACCAGAUACAUGUAUUUAAGAACAAGUGCUUUUGAACAAAGCUUUGACAAGUAGAAAUAGCUUGUCCUGAAGAGUGGCAAAAGGAUAUGAAUUUUUUUAAUAAAGUACAAAGGUGCCUUUAUUGCAAAGAUAUAUCCAAGUCAACAUUCCUUGUUAUCUUUAAAAUUGAGAAACUGCCAAUAUGUAACGUUACCUGACAAACAUGCAACGUUAUAGAAAUGUUGUUCCCAGAAUACAUGUAUAUGGAAACCAUGUGUAUGGUAAACUCACCAUGUAAUCUGAAAAGUUCUGUAAAGUGUGAGGUUUUGUAACAUAAGUAUGUAACGUUACAUGUAACUCUAUAUUAUUAUGUCAUCAUAUAUUGUUUCCUUAGAUUUUUUGUUUCAAGCACUAUCCAUUGUUCUGCAGUCACAAAAUCGUAAUGAGACAUAGUCAAGAGAUAUUUUAGUUACGAAGUUUGUAUCCAUAUUUAUUUACUAGUAAGUUAUCUAUAUGUAUUUAACAGUUGAUGUUGUUGCUAGUCACUUUAGUAAACAGUUGGAGCAAUAAAUACAGUUCCAGAGAUCAAAUACAAA
This is a messenger RNA of Branchiostoma belcheri (Belcher's lancelet), 3007 nucleotides long. RefSeq lists its product as uncharacterized. The transcript is spliced from 9 exons. NCBI's taxonomy places the organism in Eukaryota, Metazoa, Chordata, Leptocardii, Amphioxiformes, Branchiostomatidae. The coding region runs from base 462 to 2414 and encodes 650 amino acids. The record is from RefSeq and is a predicted model, not a curated record.